AUGGUCUCUAGAUUGCGGAAGACAACCAAUGUUUUCAUACUUUGUACCCUCUGUACACAUCUCCAAAAAAUUCCAUUUGGUCUUUUGCUUUACAUUGGAUCAUAUCUCUUUUAUCUAAAACUGACCAUGUCAGCGGUCGUCCACGUUCUGAUACCCAUCGCGCUUUGCGUAACGCUAGCAAACACUGACAUCUUCGACAAAGUUUUGGUGGAUGUCAGUUAUGAUCACUACGCGGAGAAAAAAGUUGACAACCUUCCUGCCUUCUUGGCCAUGCCGUUCAACUGUCUUAUAAACGUAGGAUACAUAUUAUUGGGUAUCUACUGGCUCUUUCAACGGCUACCAGACACAGCCACCUACACCAAAGACGUUUUCGCGCUCAUGGCAGUCGUGUACGGACCUGUGCAGUGGGUCCGUUUGGCCACCUUGCUGCGCGCGCCGUCUGUUUUGGACCAGUGGUUCACUUUACCUAUUUUUGCGUGGGUGCUGGUGUGGUGUAACGUCAUUGUCAGCGGCUGGUCGUCUCGAUACGCCUUAAUGGUUGAAAGCUGUUCUUUCCUCAGCUAUGGACUGGCGCUCUGUCAUGACCGCGGAUUUGAAGUUGCGCUGGGUUCUCACAUUGCCUUCGCCGUCUACAAAGGCGUCCGCGCGCAGAUGAGCCACGGAGAUAAGAUGUCUAUGCGCUACCUUUUGUUGGCCGUGCUGUCCUGUUGUGGUUUUGUGGCUUUGAAGCUCCUGGAUCAUACUCUUGCAGAAUACUGGAUGUUUCAAAAUCUCACAGGUCAUUUCUGGUCCAAAGUUUGUGAUAUUCUGCAGUUCCAUUACAGUUUUUGUUUUCUCAAGCGACUCAGUGAAAGGGCACAUAAACGCUCGUUAUAGAUGCUCAUAAACUGCAUUUUAAUGACUUUUGACAACUGAAUAACGAAAGAAUGCAUAUGGCUAUACAUUUACAAAAUAUAAGAAAAUGCAUUACUUGGCUCUUUUUUUUUUUUUUGUCAACAAUAAAAUAUAUGAAAAAAAAAAAAA
This is a messenger RNA of Xyrauchen texanus (razorback sucker), 1023 nucleotides long. It is a transcript of the gene tmem187, whose product is annotated as transmembrane protein 187. The coding region runs from base 1 to 876 and encodes 291 amino acids. NCBI's taxonomy places the organism in Eukaryota, Metazoa, Chordata, Actinopteri, Cypriniformes, Catostomidae. The record is from RefSeq and is a predicted model, not a curated record. Gene Ontology annotation, cellular component: transport vesicle. The transcript has a single exon.